AGAUCCAGGUGGCAAAGGGAGAGAUGGGUGGCCCCGAGACCUGCCUUGGCUUCCUGGUCCUGCUUCUGAUUGUCUGGUUCAGCGGGACGCCCGGCGACGCUCACUCUCUGUCCUAUAACUUCAACAUCGAUCCUCAGCCCAGACCUGGACAGCCAUGGUGUGAAGUUCAAGGCCAGGUGGACGGAGAGGUUUUUCUGUCCUAUGAUUGUGGUCAUGCUAAGAUCAUAUUCACAAGUAUAUUGGCAGAAGAAAUGAAAACCGUAAAGGCCUGGGAAACACAGAUAGAAACACUCAGAGAUAUCAGGGACCAUCUGCGUGACUUUACACUGGAGAAACCCACGGUCACGGACCCUCUCACCCUGCAGGCCAGGAUGACAUGUCGCUGUGAGGAUGACAGACACAUCAGUGGAUCCUGGCAGUUUGGCUUGAAUGGAAUAAUGAGCCUCCACUUUGAUUCGGAGAAUGGACACUGGAGAGUGGAUCACCCUGGAGGCAGAUGGAUGAAAGAGAAGUGGGAGAAUGACAGAGCUGUGACCGACUUCCUGAAGAAGAUGUCAAUGGGAGACUGUCGGUCCUGGAUUCAGGCUUUCAUGGUGUGCUGGGAGAAAAUGUUGAAGACCUCGGCAUCACCGACCAUGGGCCCCUCUGCAGUCCAGCCCACGGCCACAGCCACCAAGUCUAAAGCCUGGAUCCUCCCCGUGCUCCUCACCAGUUUCAUCAUAACUGUCUUCGUGGGCUGUGUCCUUUACAGGAACAGGAGAUGCUGCUCCCAUCAAGCCCCUGACACAUUCUCUGUCGGCCUCAGGACUCAGUCUUUGCUUGGCCGCCUUUGUUCUACUGACCACUUCAGAGCCAGGAGAUCAGACCAGUAUGCGGAGCCUGCCUUCCAGUUGUGCUGACCCAGAUGCUCAUUGUCUUCUGACAGGUCAUAUGGUGAACAGGCUUCUCAGUCUCUUUUUUUCUUCCCAUCCUCUUUGGCGUCUUUCUCUUGGUGCUAAGUGACGGAAUCCCUGCACUGAAAUAUUCAACUUGCUGAAUAAGAAAUCUCCUCAAACAGGACACUUUCUUCUUCUAGUUUGGGAAAAUGAGACUCUUCUCUGUAUGGCAAUCUCAGUGUUGCAAAUGGUGAUAGUGGAAGAAAAAUACCAUCUGCUAUUACAGGACUCAGGGAUCCUUUCUACGUUCAGAGAAACAUCUUCAGAGUAUUUUCAACAGAACAAAAUAUUAUGUCUGAAUGUCUCUUUUAGUCAUUUUAUUUCAUAUAGUAAUAUUUAAGUCAGUAUUUCACUAUUACAAAAAAUAUAAAUACUUCAAGCUUCUUUUUCUAAUCAAGGAGGGAACUCAGGACAUUUCACCGUUUUUCCACCUUCUGGGAUUAAACAGAACUGAUGAUUGAGCUACAUUUAUUGUGGAAGCGAAGAAUAAAAAGAAAGCUCUUAAAGUAACA
Messenger RNA from Cervus elaphus (red deer), 1447 nucleotides. Its product is annotated as UL16-binding protein 3-like. The transcript is spliced from 5 exons. Gene Ontology annotation, biological process: positive regulation of T cell mediated cytotoxicity; antigen processing and presentation of endogenous peptide antigen via MHC class I via ER pathway, TAP-independent; immune response. Lineage: Eukaryota; Metazoa; Chordata; Mammalia; Artiodactyla; Cervidae. The coding region runs from base 24 to 899 and encodes 291 amino acids. Gene Ontology annotation, cellular component: external side of plasma membrane. The record is from RefSeq and is a predicted model, not a curated record.